GUCAAUAUGUUAAUUCGAAACGUCAGUUUGUCUUAUAAUUACUUCUUUUUUCUCCAUGAUUCUUGAUUUACAUUUUUCAACUCCCCUGCAAUGAAAUGCUAUUCUGCGCGCUAUUGCACUGCGAUUCUUCUCUCUCUAGGUCUCGCUAUAGUAUACGGACUCAAAGUCAAUUAUCAUGUAGCUGUAGUGGCAAUGGUAAAUCAUACAGCACUAGCGUUAGAAGAAGGGGGUAAUGCAACUGAGGAAAGCCAUGAAGAUGGUCCGUACGCAUGGAGCCAUUUUAUUCAAGGCCUUCAGCUCAGCGCGUAUUUCUGGGGUUACAUGGUAUCGGAGAUACCAGGAGGAAGGGUUGCUGAGGUCUACAGUGCUAAGUGGACGAUGUUCACAGCUGUUGGCGUUAACGUGCUGUUCACCUUGCUGACUCCCCUCUUUUCCACCGUAUCUGCCUAUGCCAUAGUAGUAGUUAGGGUUAUAGCAGGUCUAGGGGGAGGUAUAUCUUUCCCUGGCACCCACGUUAUGCUGGCCCGUUGGUCGCCGCCCCAAGAAAGGAGUGUUAUGAGCUCCAUCGCAUAUUGCGGUACAGCUGCUGGCACCGUGCUUUUCACGUUGGUAAGCGGUCCUAUAGCAAAGUACCUGGGGUGGCAAUGGAUUUUCUAUAUAGAGGGAGGGGUAAGCGCUUUGUGGCUCAUAGUUUGGGCCAUAAUGGCUUCGGACUUUCCAGAAAAACAGAAAUUCAUCUCGGCAGAAGAGAAAGAGUUCAUGGCGAACGCUUUCAAAGAAGAAGGAAGUGGACACGGACAUAUGAAAGUGCCAUGGAAGGCAGUCUUCACAUCGCUCCCUUUUUGGGCCAUCAUUAUUGCCCACCUUUGCUCAAACUGGGGAUGGUACAUGGUCCUCACAGAACUUCCCACCUACAUGAAGAACGUUCUGAAUUUCAAGAUCAAAGAAAACGCCCUGCUCAGCUCAUUGCCUUAUUUUUGCAUGUUCAUUUUCAGCUUGAUCCUGGGAAAAUGCAUUGACAUAAUGAGAACCAAAGGGCUCAUAUCCACGACCAUCGGUAGAAAAAUAGCUACGGCUAUAGCCAGUGUGGUACCCUGUGGUUGCUUUGCAGCCCUCUGCUUCGUAACCGAACCAACUGCGGCAGUGAUAUUGAUGACAAUCUCAGUAACAGGUAUUGGUGGAAUGUACUGUGGUUUUCUCUCCAAUCACAUAGAUUUAUCCCCCAAUUUUGCCGGGACUUUGAUGGCAAUAACAAACACAAUAGCUUCCAUUCCAGGGAUUUUGGUACCUAUGUUUGUUGGCUGGCUGUGCGAGAGCGAUCCAAGUAUUGCAUCAUGGAGAAUCGUAUUCUUUGUAACAAUUGCCCUGUAUAUAGUAGAAGUUGUUGUUUACAUGAUAUUUGGAUCUGGAAAUGAACAACCCUGGAAUAGAGCGCAAGAAGGAACAUAACAUAUUUUUGGUACUUUACUAUUGAAUGUAUUGUGUUGACAACUUCUCACAAGCAAUAAAGUUGUACCCCAU
Messenger RNA from Coccinella septempunctata (seven-spotted ladybird), 1521 nucleotides. RefSeq names its product sialin (gene MFS3). Lineage: Eukaryota; Metazoa; Arthropoda; Insecta; Coleoptera; Coccinellidae. Gene Ontology annotation, biological process: monoatomic anion transport; transmembrane transport. Gene Ontology annotation, molecular function: transmembrane transporter activity. The record is from RefSeq and is a predicted model, not a curated record. The transcript has 7 exons. Bases 91 to 1449 code for a protein of 452 amino acids.